CCUCUUUAAACCUCGACUUUGACAGCUUUUUUGCUGGGUCGCCUCGUCCUCAACGUUCCCAUUGAUGUCCUCGUCGUUGCCUCCACGCCGUUCCUCUUCGUCCUUUCCACUCCGUCGACAUUCAUGGGACGCUGUGAACGAGACCCAGGCCAUGCUUGAAGGUUCCUCCUCGCCCCCUUUACCUUCAGCCGUUGACGGUUCAUUAUCGUCGUCGUCCUCCACUCAAAUCGCGGCAGAGCACGAAUCACUUGAUGAUAUCCUGGCAAAGGCUCGCCGUUCGACUUCCGCUGGAGCCGCAGUCAAUAAAUCCUCCCCUCUGAACCCCAAUUCCACUCCUAGAAGACCCAGCAGCAGCUAUAUCAGCCACCGUGCUUCCUUUACCCAUGUCCUACGGAUUCCUUCAGAGGAAUCUCGCGCUUUAUCCACACACAUUCCUUCUGCAUCCUCUUCACGACCCUCUACCCCUUCUUCGUUAUCUUGCCCAGCCGUCAACAAUGCAUCCAACUCCAGUCUUCGAGGUUCUAUGAUCCUUUAUCGCCUCGCCGCUGACGAGCUUCGAGCACCAUCGCGCACCUCCUCCGAGCAUGGACGACUCGUUCCCCCCCGCGUACGGAACUCGUAUCAUGGAGCAAGUCGUAAUUCUACAAUAUCCAUGUCAGCAAUGUCGAUUUCUGGAGACUCCUUUGUCUCGCUUUCCUCCGACUCCAAAUACCCCAUAUCUGGUUCUGGUUCUGACCGAGGCUUGGUUCCCUAUGCGUAUGAACCGGACGAAACUGAUCAUUCAUUGUUCGAUGAUGAAGACGACGGGGAAGACUGGUCAUUCGAAGAUGAAUAUAACGAGUCUAAAUGGAACGAGAAGAAGAGACUGAGUGCUGUCCCGUCUAAUGCCGCUCACACACCCACGGUUCCCAAGGAGCAGACUAGAUCUCCCCUUAAUCGUCGAAAUCUCUACUCCUCCAGAGGUAUUAUCAAUGCACUUGGCCUUAUCCUCCUCCUCGUUGGUUUAUUGGCUCUAUUCCUUAUUUACCCUGUUGCCACCUUUUACCACGAUAAUGGUCGGAAUCAUAGAAUUACUAUCAACUCCAGAAUCAACGCGACCGGCCAAGCUGAAGGUGAUGGAGGAGACGUUGCCCCGACGGGAGAUAACCAUCGAGGACAUGAGAUUGUAGACCGUCGGGAUAUGUGGACGUUCGAUAACAGCCCCGAAACCAACCACCGUUGGAAUCUAAUCUUCCGGUUCAUAUCAACCGACUUGCCAUCAAGCACAGAAACGGAUAGCAAACGACGCAUGAGCAGUCGAUUUGCGCGGCAUCAUGACUAACGCGAGGCGCGUUGGCGCGUACUUUUCGGUUUGCUAUUGUGUUUCCCUUCCCUCCUUGUAUACUGGGCGCACCACAUUUCGGUCAUUCUUCCAACUUAUCUAUGUCACGGACAGGCGUUAUUACGCGGAGCUACAUAUUCGGUUGUCUAUCAUUCAUGUCAUUCCCUAUUAUCACUAGCCGCACGCAAUCUGGGUACAUAUAUCUGUAGCUAAUCUGCACGAAACACAUAUCUAUCCAUCCUACCUAUUCCGUUACUAUAACUACUCCUUAC
Marasmius oreades (fairy-ring Marasmius) is the source of this 1593-nucleotide messenger RNA. RefSeq lists its product as uncharacterized. Lineage: Eukaryota; Fungi; Basidiomycota; Agaricomycetes; Agaricales; Marasmiaceae. The transcript has 2 exons. The coding region runs from base 65 to 1321 and encodes 418 amino acids. The record is from RefSeq and is a predicted model, not a curated record.